This is a messenger RNA of Trichosurus vulpecula (common brushtail), 195 nucleotides long. Its product is annotated as H/ACA ribonucleoprotein complex subunit 3-like. The record is from RefSeq and is a predicted model, not a curated record. The transcript has a single exon. Gene Ontology annotation, molecular function: box H/ACA snoRNA binding; telomerase RNA binding. Gene Ontology annotation, biological process: positive regulation of telomerase RNA localization to Cajal body; ribosome biogenesis; rRNA pseudouridine synthesis. Bases 1 to 195 code for a protein of 64 amino acids. Lineage: Eukaryota; Metazoa; Chordata; Mammalia; Diprotodontia; Phalangeridae. Gene Ontology annotation, cellular component: box H/ACA telomerase RNP complex; box H/ACA snoRNP complex.
AUGUUUCUGCAGUAUUACCUCACCGAGAAAGGGGAUUGGGUUUACACUCUAAGGAAAACAGACCCUGCAGGACAACAGACCUGCUCAGCUCACCCAGCCAGAUUGUCUCCAGAUGGUAAGUACUCAAGACACUAUAUCACUAUCAAGAAGAGAUUCAAGGUUCUCAUGACCCAAGAAGUACAAUUGGUCCUCUGA